UGCCUAAGAAAAGGAAAGCACGCAGAUGUGUCCCGAGCGGUGGAGCUCCUCGAGCGGCUCCAGCGCAGUGGGGAGCUGCCCCCGCAGAAGCUGCAGGCCCUCCAGCGAGUCCUGCAGAGCCGCUUCUGCUCUGCCAUCCGGGAGGUGUAUGAGCAGCUCUAUGACACGUUGGACAUCACGGGCAGUGCUGAGAUCCGGGCCCAUGCCACAGCCAAGGCCACGGUGGCUGCCUUCACAGCCAGCGAGGGCCACGCACAUCCCCGGGUAGUGGAGCUGCCCAAGACAGAUGAGGGCCUGGGCUUCAACAUCAUGGGGGGCAAGGAGCAGAACUCCCCCAUCUACAUCUCCCGUGUCAUCCCUGGAGGCGUGGCUGACCGCCACGGAGGCCUCAAGCGUGGGGACCAGCUGCUGUCAGUGAACGGUGUGAGCGUUGAGGGUGAGCAGCACGAGAAGGCAGUGGAGCUGCUGAAAGCAGCCCAGGGCUCUGUGAAGCUGGUAGUGCGUUACACACCUCGCGUCCUGGAGGAGAUGGAGGCCCGCUUUGAGAAGAUGCGCUCUGCCCGCCGGCGCCAGCAGCACCAGAGCUACUCGUCCUUGGAGUCUCGAGGCUGAAGCCACAGUAUCUGGACCCUCACCCCGCGCCCUACCCUGUACAGUAUUUAUUGUCACCGGCUCCUUAUUUAAAGAUCUUUGACCCCCA
Molecule: messenger RNA, 700 nt
Organism: Ailuropoda melanoleuca (giant panda)
Lineage: Eukaryota; Metazoa; Chordata; Mammalia; Carnivora; Ursidae
Gene: LIN7B
Product: lin-7 cell polarity scaffold B
Exons: 6
Molecular function (GO): protein binding
Source: RefSeq, a predicted model, not a curated record